Molecule: messenger RNA, 1958 nt
Organism: Trachymyrmex cornetzi
Lineage: Eukaryota; Metazoa; Arthropoda; Insecta; Hymenoptera; Formicidae
Product: proton-coupled folate transporter
Exons: 9
Coding region: 290-1834 (514 amino acids)
Biological process (GO): transmembrane transport
Cellular component (GO): membrane
Molecular function (GO): transmembrane transporter activity
Source: RefSeq, a predicted model, not a curated record
AACAGCGAUUGAAUAGUGUUCAAUUUACCAUUUUCAGGCAAUGAUAGAUGAUAAAUAAUUUUGAAUUAUAUAUUAUUGAAUAAAUCGGAGCGAUUAAAUCACUCUUUGCAAUAUAUCUCAGUAACGAUUCUGUAAUACAAGACAUCGAACUUUUAACAUCCAAGUUGCAUCAUCCUAUUAUCGUAACAAAAGUAGCGGACUAUCCAAGAACAAUGUAUACGUAAGAGAAUUCAGACGUAUAAAGAAAUUCAUUCAUUUGCAUUAAAGUUCUUUAAUUAAAAAAAAAAGAAUGGAGAAACCGAUAGUGACUAACAACAAUAACAAAACCAAUGAGGCGACAUCACGGAUAGAACCUUCCCAUACAAACAGGAUGUAUAAAAAAUAUUUCGGGUGGAUAAAACAUGUAUCAGUAGAGCCGACUAUGUGGCUCUACAUGAUGGCAUUUAUGUUCACAUCGGUCGUAGAGCAAGACUUGUUUAGAUAUAAAGCGUGUCGAGUGGAUCAUGGUUGCUCUGAAGAAAUUUGUAGGCACUUAAGUGAUGAUGAUAAUAAAGAAAUAAAGACCAAAGUACAGAUGACUGUCUCAGAAUUCCAUCAAUGGAACGACAUUGCCGGACACGUGGUGCCUAUAAUCUUGGCGAUGUUCUAUGGCAACUGGAGUGAUCGGCGUGGACGUAAAUUGCCGAUCAUUCUUGGUCUAACGGGCAAAUUUAUUUACUCCUUCAUGAUCGUGAUCAAUUCCAUGAUAGACACUUGGAAUUUGAACAUGGUGGUGUACACGGCGACUCUGCCGAUGAGCAUUCUGGGCAGCGAUGUCGCGAUCUUCGGCAGCUGUUUCACGUAUAUAUCGGACAUAAGCUCCGUGCAACAGAGAACCAUGAGAAUCACGAUCUUGGACGUCGUUUAUCUCAGUACUAUGCCUACAGGAGUUGCACUUGGAUCGUACGUGUUUACACAUUUUGUCAACAUGUCCUACGCGAUUAUGUUUGCUGUAAACGCGACUUUGCUUUUAAUAGCGAUUAUAUAUUCGCUUGUGUGGCUCAAAUGGCAAACGUCACCACGGCAGCAACCGCUUUUGGGCAAUAAUUGGCUGCUAGACUUCUUCGACAUGCGACAUGUCGCCACGACAAUACGAACAUUGUUGAAAUCGAGACUCAAUCAUGGUAAAUUACACCUGUGGUUGCUCCUGCUGGCGAUGUAUCUAUAUACAUUCCAGAGAGAUGAAAAAGUCAAGAGUCAGAUGUAUACCUCGCUAAUCUUUAACUGGAAUGUGACGGAUUUUAGCAACUUUAAAACGUUCCAAUCGACCCUUUUCGUAUUAGCAAUGCUCAUUGGAGUGCCUAUCAUGAGUAAAUUAAUAAGAAUGAAGGACACUUUCAUCGUAAUGGUUGGAGCAAUAGCGCACGCAGCUGGAAGAAUAGUAUUUGUUUUAGCGAACCGGCCGGAAUUAUUUUAUGUGGGUGCUACUGUCGCUGCAUUAGGACCAAUAGUAGCUCCAGUACUCAGAUCUAUGACCUCGAAACUUGUACCUGUAGAGGAACGAGGGAAAGUGUUCGCGAUGCUUUCCGUAUGUGAUAAUGCAGUUCCGCUAUUUAGUGGCAUUUUAUAUUCCCAACUUUAUAACGCUACAAUAAAGACAGCACCGAACUCUUUUUAUUGGCUGACAUUCGCCACACAGAUUGCCGUGCUUUUAAUAAUUCUAUUGGUUCAGUUUUCAUCCUGGUCUAAGCAUGCAACCGAGCAACAGGAUUACAAUGAUGAUGAGGUUGUGGCUCCAUCUCUUUCAAAUACUAUUGAAGCUAGCUCGUCGAGUAACGUAACAAACAGAUCUUAGAGAGAUUGUACCUGCCUUACAUACAUAAUGCAUCGAAGGUCAUAGGUACCUCGUCACACACUAACAUUUCAUUUUAUAAAAAUAAAAUUUGUAAAUAGAUAAUUUACAUCUGUAAUGUUACAAC